UAACCUGCUCCAAGGGGUCCUUAACCUGCUCCAAGGGGUGCUGCUUGCAGCAUCUGAGGUGUGUGUCAUGCUAGGGAGGUUGGGAAAUCGAAAAACAGACAGCAAAAAGAAGAGUUGUAAGUAAAUCAACAUGUCAAUCAGACAUUAGUACCGGUCGAAACAAAAUUGUACAAGCACAAGAGACAAUGAGGUUGCUGGACCUAGAACUCACCCUUAAUCAAAACAGUCAUUCAAUUACUUAAUAGAUGAUACACACCCACAAUCACAUGUUCUGAAAGUGUGUGUGCCCGUCCGCUCGGGCGUGUCAGUCAACACAAAAAGGCCAGUGUCAACCAGACCCAAUCCCCCCCCUGCACACACCGGGCCCAUUGUCAACACAUCCGUCCAUUGAAGUGAUGUAAUGGUCUGGUACUAGGAGGGAAGAGGCGUACAGACCCCAUGGCAUUAAGAAUAGACAGGCGUGACGGAGUGAGCUAGCAUCAUCACCUUUCAGUGGAAUAACAACCUUAAAUCAACAUGAUAACUGCCAGGCUCAUACUCCUACUGGGUAUCGUGGGCAUCACCUCAGCCAAUAAAGUUGGCCUGGGUGGAAAGGUGCUGGUCUUCCCGUAUGAGACGGACUUCAGCUUCGUGGCGCUCAUCCCCCAAAAGGAGAUGGGCCUGCGGGCGUUCACGCUGUGCAUGCGCGUGGCCACCGAGCUGGAGGGCGAGCGGCAGAUCAUCCUGUUCGCCUACCGCACGCCCGACUACGACGAGCUUAACGUGUGGCGCGAGAAAGACGGCCGCAUUGCCUUCUACCUGAGUGGCGACGGCGCCUUCUUCCACCUGCCGCCCAUCACCACAUUCAGAACAAGUCUCUGCCUCACCUGGGAGUCCCUUACCGGGCUGGCUGCCUUUUGGGUGGACGGCCGCCGCAGCACCUACCAGGUGUACAAGCCGGGCCACACCAUCCGGCCCAAGGGGACCGUCCUCCUCGGGCAAGACCCGGACAAACACCUGGGAGACCUGGAGGCAGUGCAGAGCUUUGUGGGGGAAGUGACUGACCUCAACAUGUGGGACUAUGUGCUGCCCAGAAGCCAGAUCCAAGCCCUGCAUUACGAACAUAAGAUCUCCAAAGGAAACAUCUUUGACUGGGCUACCAUCGAGUACCAGCUGAACGGGAAUGUGAUGGUGGUGGAUGAUGACUGACUCGGAGUGGAGUUGCGAGCGAACGCGGAUGUGACCCGUUUGUGUGUCUGUGCUGGACUGCUACUGACCUUUUUUUUUCUUUAUUUGGUCUUCUAGAUCUAGUCACUUGCAUGCCUUAUGUAGUCAAUUAACUAUGUUCACUCACAAAAUACCAGUUGUUCAUAACAAAAGAUGGACAUUUUGUGAUGUUUAAAAAGUCUAUGCAGAAAUGUCAAAACCAGUUGAUUCCAAAAGGUCCUUUCUUUUUAUAACUAAUUAUUUAGGAUAGAUACGGUAUGUCCACUCACCUAAUGCAUGGAUGGUGAGAUUAACCGUAUUUUAUUAGCAUUCCAGCAAUUUUUAUGUUAAUUCAUGAAGCAAGAUGUGAAAGUUUGAUAUACUACUAUUUAACAGUAGGACUUUAUUAGUCUCCUCUUGCAGCCUGCUAAUUAUCAUGAAUCUUCAGUACAAAUUGCGUACAGUAUGCAAAUGAACCUGUUUAGUUACAGAGCCAAUUUAUUUAUUGCUCUCAGCAUGAUUUUAUUUUUUUGUGGUCUCAUGCCAGGCUUCUAGGGAUUUUUAUACAUUUGUCAUGUGGCUGGUGAGCACUAUUUUCAAUGGAAUGUACCAUAUUUAACCACAAGGUGGCAGUAUAUGCUAGUUUCUUUAAUCAGUGAGUGCCAAAUAAUACAUUUCAUGAUCGUGCAUGUUUUUUUUAAAAUUUUAUUUAACUAGGCAAGUCAGUUAAGAACAGAUUCUUAUUUACAAUGACAACCUACCCCGGAUAAACACAGACAACGUUGGGCGCCGCCCUUUGGGACUCCCAAUUGCGGCCGGUUGUGAUACAGCCUGUAUUCGAACUAGGGUGUCUGUAGUGACGCCUCUAGCACUGAGAUGCAGUGCCUUAGACCGCUGCACCACUCGGGAGCCCAAAUAAUGUGGCAUUCUUGUGCUCAAGAUUUCAAUUGCUUUUGUUCCCGCUAAUGGCUAAAUUGAAACUGUUUACAUUAGACCUGCAAUGUUAAAAUCAUUCACUUCCUUCAAAUUAUUUCAUAUUGAUUUUAUUCUUAAAUAUUAACAAUGUUACCACUAUUUUGACAAUUGUUUAUGGAAAACAGGAUGAGUGAAUGAAAGGUGAAUGAAAGCUGAAAGAGAAGGAUGAUUAAUUAUUUCUAUACUUAAUAAUUGAACUGUGCUUUGAGACAAACCGCAAUUGUGAUGUUUAAAAGCUAUUGCCAUAAUGUUGCCUUUGGUUAUCACACUCCCUCUCAUAAAUGUUCAAUGUUUAAACUGAUGUAAGAAUGCUUUUUGGGUCUGAAAUCAGAUCUUGGCAUGUGCAUAACUAAAAGUGUGUGUUUAUUAAAGAGAAAAUUAGUCUUUGAA
Messenger RNA from Salmo salar (Atlantic salmon), 2550 nucleotides. RefSeq names its product C-reactive protein 1 (gene crp1). NCBI's taxonomy places the organism in Eukaryota, Metazoa, Chordata, Actinopteri, Salmoniformes, Salmonidae. The record is from RefSeq and is a predicted model, not a curated record.